ACUCGUUUCCACCCAAAUAAUCCAUUUGGAGGCUUUUCAUUACAGGACACACUCUCUCUCUCCAAUGGACCUAAGAUGAACAUUCUCCGACCUCCGACGUCAUCAUCGUCGUUUCCACCUUACCCAAACUCCGUUUCGUUAACCCCUCCAGUGGUUUUUACUCUCACCCACAACUCCAUAAACCUCUGCUCGACCAAUCCCCUAUUCAACGCCGCUGGUCGAUCCACGCGCCGCCAGAUUUUCCAACGGUCCGCCUCCGACACUGCUAGUAGCUCCGCUGGAGACCUCUCGUCGUUCUUGGGGUCUCCCUCAGAGGCGUAUUCAACACACAACGACCAAGAGCUCUUGUUUCUCCUCCGCAAUAGAAGAACCGAUGAAGCUUGGGCUAAGUAUGUUCAAUCCACUCAUCUCCCUGGACCAACUUGUCUUAGCCGUUUAGUUUCUCAAUUAUCUUAUCAAUCCAAACCCGAGAGCCUCACGCGCGCACAGUCUAUCCUCACGCGCCUCCGCAAUGAACGCCAGCUUCAUCGCCUUGACGCCAAUUCCCUCGGCCUCCUCGCCAUGGCUGCAGCCAAGUCUGGUCAAACCCUUUACGCCGUCUCCGUCAUCAAGUCAAUGCUCCGCUCUGGUUACUUACCUCACGUUAAAGCGUGGACAGCUGCAGUAGCUAGUCUCUCUGCUGCCGGAGAUGACGGACCGGAAGAAUCUAUCAAGUUAUUCACCGCUAUUACGCGACGAGUCAAACGUUUUGGUGACCAAUCUUUGGUUGCUCAAUCUAGGCCUGACACGGCGGCGUUUAACGCAGUGCUUAACGCUUGUGCUAAUCUUGGUGACACUGAGAAGUACUGGAAGCUGUUCUACGAAAUGGCUGAGUGGGAUUGUGAGCCUGAUGUCUUGACGUACAAUGUUAUGAUCAAGUUGUGUGCCAGGGUCGAUAGGAAGGAACUCAUUGUUUUUGUUUUGGAAAGGAUUAUUGACAAGGGGAUUAAGGUUUGUAUGACUACAAUGCAUUCCCUUGUUGCUGCUUAUGUUGGGUUUGGUGAUUUGAGGACUGCUGAGAGAAUUGUUCAAGCGAUGAGGGAGAAAAGGAGAGAUCUCUGUAAGGUUCUACGAGAGUGCAAUGCAGAGGAUUUGAAGGAGAAAGAAGAGGAAGAAGCUGAAGAUGAUGAAGAUGCGUUUGAGGAUGAUGAAGAUUCAGGUUUUUCGGCUGGGGAUGGGGUAAGUAGUGAAGAGGGGUUUGAGGAUGUGUUCAAGAAAUUGCUACCUAACUCAGUUGAUCCGAGCAGUGACCCGCCAUUGUUGCCUAAAGUCUUUGUACCAGACUCUAGGAUUUACACGACGUUGAUGAAAGGUUAUAUGAAGAGUGGGCGUGUGGCAGACACAGCUAGAAUGCUCGAGGCAAUGAGGCGUCAAGAUGAUAGAAAUAGCCACCCAGAUGAAGUUACAUACACCACGGUUGUGUCAGCUUUUGUAAAAGCUGGGUUGAUGGACAGAGCACGACAGGUUUUAGCCGAGAUGGCUCGGAUGGGAGUUCCUGCAAAUAGGAUUACUUAUAAUGUUCUGCUCAAAGGAUAUUGUAAGCAGUUGCAGAUAGACAGGGCAGAGGAUUUACUAAGAGAGAUGGCUGAAGAUGCAGGAGUCGAGCCGGACGUGGUUUCCUAUAACAUCAUAAUAGAUGGAUGCAUUCUUAUAGAUGAUAGCGCAGGAGCUCUUGCAUUUUUCAAUGAAAUGAGAACGAGAGGGAUUGCACCAACUAAGAUUAGCUACACAACUUUGAUGAAGGCUUUUGCAAUGUCAGGGCAACCAAAGUUGGCAAAUAGGGUGUUUGAUGAGAUGAUGAAUGAUCCAAGGGUCAAAGUUGAUCUUAUCGCAUGGAACAUGUUGGUUGAAGGGUAUUGCAGGCUAGGUUUGAUCGAAGAUGCUCAGAGAGUAGUUUCAAGAAUGAAAGAAAACGGGUUUUACCCAAAUGUGUCUACCUAUGGGAGCCUAGCCAAUGGUGUUUCUCUGGCGAGGAAACCUGGUGAGGCACUCUUGCUUUGGAAGGAGAUAAAGGAAAGGUGUGAGGUCAAAAAGAAUGAAGCCUUAUCAGAUUCUUCUUCAAAUUCUUCUCCUCCGAUGCUGAAACCGGAUGAAGGGUUGUUAGAUACGCUAGCAGAUAUAUGUGUCAGGGCUGCAUUUUUCAAGAAGGCAUUGGAGAUAAUCGCAUGUAUGGAGGAGAAUGGGAUACCUCCGAAUAAGACUAAGUACAAGAAGAUUUAUGUGGAGAUGCACUCGAGGAUGUUCACUAGCAAACAUGCUUCACAAGCCAGAAUAGAUAGGCGGGUAGAACGAAAGAGAGCGGCUGAAGCUUUCAAGUUUUGGCUCGGUUUACCUAAUUCUUAUUAUGGAAGUGAAUGGAAGUUAGGUCCAAGAGAAGACUAGAUCAUUAUAUUGAUCAGGCUGCUCUCUUAUACAACAAUGUAUACUAGGUUCUACCGUAGAUAUAAGUCCAGUAGGUGAGUGAAGAACAACAUAAACACUAAACCCAAGUCCAUGUGAUAAUACUAAGGAGUUUCUUGCAUUGUGUAAUAUACAAUUGACUGUUUUGAUAAUCAGGUUCAUAAUUAGAUUUGAACAGUACAA
This is a messenger RNA of Capsella rubella, 2622 nucleotides long. RefSeq names its product pentatricopeptide repeat-containing protein At3g09650, chloroplastic. The coding region runs from base 76 to 2421 and encodes 781 amino acids. The transcript has a single exon. Gene Ontology annotation, molecular function: protein binding. The record is from RefSeq and is a predicted model, not a curated record. NCBI's taxonomy places the organism in Eukaryota, Viridiplantae, Streptophyta, Magnoliopsida, Brassicales, Brassicaceae.